Messenger RNA from Helianthus annuus (common sunflower), 477 nucleotides. RefSeq lists its product as uncharacterized. Lineage: Eukaryota; Viridiplantae; Streptophyta; Magnoliopsida; Asterales; Asteraceae. The transcript has a single exon. The coding region runs from base 1 to 477 and encodes 158 amino acids. The record is from RefSeq and is a predicted model, not a curated record.
AUGAUCGUCUAUGGUAAAGCUUGCCACCUUCCUGUCGAGUUAGAGCAUAGAGCGCUUUGGGCAUUGAAAUCCGUUAACUUAGACAUGACCGAAGCCGCUAGGAAACGAUUCUUUCAAAUUCAUGAGCUUGAGGAGCUUCGGGAUACGGCGUAUGCUCGAUCGUUAGGAAUCAAAGAGAAAACGAAGUUGUUACAUGAUAAGAAGCUACGGAAAGUGAAGGAGUUUAGCAAAGGCGACAAAGUGCUUCUUUACAACUCAAGGUUGAAGCUUUUUGCGGGUAAAUUGAAAUCAAAGUGGUCGGGACCGUAUAUGGUUCAUUACGUGUUUCCGUAUGGAGCGGUGGAGAUUAUGGAUGAGUCGGACGGCCGUAGUUGGAAGGUGAACGGCCAUCGUUUGAAACACUACAUUGGAGGAGCGAUAAACAAGGAUGAGAGGGAGGAAACUCCUCUCGAAAUCCCACCAAAAGCCGCCAACUAG